AUGGAGUACGCGGAGGCGGAGGAGUACUACUACGGGGAGGAGGCGGCGGGCAACGCGACGGGGGAGACGUGCGAGUGGCAGGCGGACUGGGAGGCGUCCUUCUCGCUGCUGCCGCUGCUCUACCUGCUGGUCUUCGCCCUGGGGCUGUCAGGCAACGGGCUGGUGCUGCUGACGGUCUGGCGCGGCCCGCGGGCGCGACGCCGCUCCGCCGACGCCUACAUCGGGAACCUGGCGCUGGCCGACCUGGCCUUCGUGGCCACGCUGCCGCUCUGGGCCGCCUACACGGCGCUGCGCUUCCACUGGCCCUUCGGCGCGGCGCUCUGCAAGCUCAGCAGCUUCCUGGUGCUGCUCAGCAUGUUCGCCUCCGCCUUCUGCCUGGGCGGCCUCAGCGCCGAGCGCUGCCGCGCCGCCGCCCGCGCCGCUCCGCCGCCCCGCGCCGCCCCGCGCCGCCGCCCCGCCGCGCUGGGCCCGUUGGCGGCGCUCUGGGCGGCGGCGGCGGCGGCGGCGCUGCCGGCGCUGCUGCUGCGGGAGGCGCGGCGGGGCCCGCGGAACCGGACGCUGUGCGAGCUGGCGGCGGGGGGCGCGGGGCGGGCGGCGGCGCUCAGCCUGGGCGCCACGGCGCUGGGCUUCGCCGCUCCGCUGCUGCUGAUGGCCGUCUGCUACUGCUGCGUGGGCGCCGCCGUCCGCCGCCACCUCCGCCCGCGGCGCGCCGAGGCGGCGGCGCGGCGGCGGCUGCUGCGGCUGAUCGCGGCGCUGGUGGCCGUCUUCGCCGGCUGCUGGCUGCCCUUCCACCUGCUCAAGAGCCUCUUCGCGCUGGCGGCCGCCGGGCUGCUGGAGCUGCCCUGCGCGCUGCUGGGGCUCAUCGCCCGCCUGCACCCCUACGCCACCUGCCUGGCCUACCUCAACAGCUGCCUCAACCCGCUGCUCUACGCCUUCCUCGACGGCCGCUUCCGCGCCCGCUGCCGCCUGCUGCUGGGGCCGCGCCGCCCGCCCGCCGCCGCCGCCUCCUCCACGCUCAGCGGCCCCACGCAGCGCUCCGAGCUGCCCUCGGUCGGCACCAAGCUGUAG
Molecule: messenger RNA, 1068 nt
Organism: Gavia stellata (red-throated loon)
Lineage: Eukaryota; Metazoa; Chordata; Aves; Gaviiformes; Gaviidae
Product: apelin receptor A-like
Exons: 1
Coding region: 1-1068 (355 amino acids)
Biological process (GO): immune response; G protein-coupled receptor signaling pathway
Cellular component (GO): membrane
Molecular function (GO): G protein-coupled receptor activity
Source: RefSeq, a predicted model, not a curated record